AUGGAUGCAGCGUCACCGGCUCAUAGAGUGGGCGGUCGCCUUGCGCUUUCUGAUCCUGCAGUGAAGAAGAUUGCUCAAGCAAGCUCCUCGCACAACUACUUCGAUGAAUUACCUGAGCUGCAAGGUGAGGAUGAUUGGCAUAAAUGGAGUGAUGCUUUACAGGACGCUGCCUUGAUGGCCGGUGCCGAUGCCAUACUCAAUGGUGAAUCAACACACCCGCUUUCUUUGGACGACAAGCUAUGCACUACAGCAGAAUGGAACGACAAUAUUAAACGGACUGCCGUCUGGCGACGCCGUAAUGAAAGUUUACUGAAAGCCAUGCGCGAUACCAUGGAGUCAGAUGCCGACAUCGAUAUGUUCGGCUCCUUGAACGCCCACAAGGCCUACAUUGGCCUCAAGUCCAGAUACUACGUCUCUGAUAAUCAAAAGGUGAUCAAUUUGUACAACGACGAACUCAUGCUUGCAGAAAUCGACCUUGACGACUCGCCUAAAGAAAUCGCCGAUGACUUUCAAGCCGCGUUUGAAAAAUACAACCACUUAUUUGACCACAACGAAUCACAGCGUCUUCCGGAAAAUUUCUUGAAACUGGAGUUCCUCAACUCACUUGGCAUCGUGUAUGCGGACUGGGUCAGGACUUUGUUGAAAGAGCAUGACGUUCUGGGACUGGAUCAAGGUCCGACUCUGACAUUUAACGAGCUUGUUGAUAUGGCUGUCGUGGAGCACAAUCGAUUGUUGCAAGAAAACACAAGCGAAGGCGUCUCUGCACACGUAAGUGCAAAACACCAGCCAGCAAAGCGCAACAUCUCCGAAGUCGAGGAAGACUCGCAUUCGUCUUGCCGCGUAAUAUGCAGUCUGUCCCAUCAUCAGAACUACAAACAAACACAUACCAAUCAGGAAUGCUACACACAAAAUCCUCGUCUCCGUCCGGAGGGCUGGGAACCUAGCGCCAAUGACAAGAAAUAUCUCGCCAAGCAUUCAGAGAUCGAAGCUCAUCAAGAACCCAGCGUGUCUAAUAGUCUGUUGCCAGCUAAUCGAGAAGCCGAAGCGAGGCAGGAGGUCUUUGACGAGGAAGAAGAGGAAGAAGACGCGCCAGGAGCAGGGCAUAUCAGUGAUGAGACUCGCAAGCUCACUUCGAUGCAUGAGCAAAACUGGAAACAGCUGGCUGCAUCCCGUUUCGCCGAAGUACAAGCUCAGAGAGAUUUCGUCACCCGCACUCUGGAAGACAAACAAACAAAGAAGCUUCGCAAACACGCACCAUCUCAAGAUCUCCUGUCCGGGAUGUGGCUGCUUUUCGCGCAGGAUCUCAAUAUCGAAAAGUUCGGUCAUUGUCACAUGCGGCUUUUGGAGUCAACUACGAUCAAACAAAAGCAACAACAGAUCCAACAGUAUCGAGGGACCUUGACCAUCGGACCAUACAAAAACCCAGAAACCUUCGAAGUUCUUACCUUCAAACCUUCACCACGAAUCACUGGCCGCCCGUUGCAAAUCCACUUCAGACAGUCUAACGGUAUGUCGCAUUCAGGCGAAGCGACAUUCUGGGGCAACGGGAAGAUGUCUUGCAAGGUUCCAGCACCUUGUAGCAAUGGGCAACAGGGUAUCUUUUCCUUCGUCGAAGUCGUGGGUAUCUACUCAGAGUCUGUUACUCAAGAAUCUCGCGAUGGGAACCAUGAUGAUGAUAGUGACGACGGGAGUAGUAGUGAUGUUGAAGAUGAAGAAAGGCAGAACGCCGGAAACAGCGGAACUGAUGCCGAGAGCGAUCGAGCCAAUUCCAAAAGAAUGAAUCAGAGUCGUCAGGAGAACUCGCGGAACCUGAAGUUGGCUGGAGCUCGCAUGGCCGAGGUGGAGACUCAGAAGACAAUCGCUCUUCGCUCCAUCACAAAACCCAAAGGAGUGGUACCAUGUGGGCCUAUAUCUGGUCUAUGGCGGCUCUAUACGCCUGAGUACAAUCCUGGUCCCACUGGCCAUCAUCAUAUCGGCUUUUGGGAACACAUAGCUCAGCGCAAUGGUAACCAUCAUAAUUACCAUUGUCAGCUGUCAAUUGGGCCGCGCGAAAAUCCUAUUGUUUAUCGAACCAACCAACUCUCGCCUUCCCAUGUAGUUAAAGGCAAUGCCUUGCAACUCAACUUCCCCGGGAAGAGUCUUCCGCGAGGAUAUGUCACACUGUGGGGCGCCGGAAAGAUCUUUGUGGUAUUGCCUGCAGCUGUUCUCCAAGGCUACAAAGGAACUUCGAAGCACCUCACUUUCGCAGGUAUCUGGAGCGGAUCAUCAGAGUAUGUGCCUCGCAAAGUAUCCAAGAAAAAGCGUGUGAAAACCCAGGAGGUUAGGCACGAUCUGGUUAUGAGAGCAGAAGAAACCACUGAUGUAGCUGUCAAACUCGAAGAUGAGGACACGGACAUGAUCAUCAAGAACGAGCCUUCUGAUUCCGACUCCAAUGACUCCCACGAAGAAUGGGCCGACGAUGUCGCAACCACCAGGGUAGCCGUACAGAAACAAAGGGAUGCCCUUCGCGGAGGUCUCGUAUCCCCUCUUCAUUCUCUGUCCGGUAAAUGGUACCUACACUCUGCGGAUUACAAUCCAGGACUUGACAAAGAAGUCGCCAUCUCCUUUUACUCUCGUCAAGAGCAUGACAACUCUGAGAGAAUGUGUGCUCCCGGUCAUUGCAAGUCCACUUCUGAUCAAAUUCGUUACUGUGGCGAGCUGCGCUUCAAGGCGCCUGUUGGAGAACGUGACAUCCACUGUCUCAUCAAGCAGUUCGACGUACCAAAGGAGGCCUCACUUGUCCCUGUUAGGAUCGAGAUGUGGGAUCCUCUCAAGAAGCGAACUGUCUUCAUGAGUGCAUGGUUCUUUGGUGAUGGCAAGAUGCGCAUGAGUAUACCGACUCUAUGUAUUCGAGACUACCUUGGUCAAAACACUAUGAUCACCUUUGACGGACUCAAGUAUGGAUGGACAAGCCAUGCUGAAUGAGCGGGUUUCUGGCUGGUGAGGAUCUCAAAGGUCGAGGAGGCCAAGAUACGGUACGUGGAAUACGCAAUGUUUUAACAUAUGAAGUCAUACCCGGUGAGGGCUCGCU
Molecule: messenger RNA, 3070 nt
Organism: Aureobasidium pullulans EXF-150
Lineage: Eukaryota; Fungi; Ascomycota; Dothideomycetes; Dothideales; Saccotheciaceae
Exons: 2
Coding region: 1-2964 (987 amino acids)
Source: RefSeq, a predicted model, not a curated record